CUUAUGUAGUCAUCUGAAUGUCAUUCAGUAUAAACGUGACGCCUUUAAUUUAUAAACUAGAGAUCCCUGGCUGUUUCCCAUCUUGUCUCAUAACGGGCCCCGUGGCCAGCUGUGCGAGCAAGAAGCUCCGCUCAGUCCCUCCUCUCCCCCGUAACAUCACCCACCUGUACCUGGAGAUGAACUACAUCAGCGAGAUCAACUCCACCUCCCUGACAGGCCUGGAGGAGCUGCAGGAGUUGGACCUGGGGAGACAGCGGGUGCCGCUCGUGAUCAGGAACGAGGCCUUCAGCGGACAAAGACGUCUGAAGAGGUUGAUACUCGGCUUCAACGUUGGCCUUCAGCUGGAGCCGCUGGCUUUUGAGGGCCUGUCUGGUCUGUGCGACCUCCACCUGGAUUACUGCUCACUCAAUGACUCCAUACUGAGUGGCCCUUAUCUGGAGCCUCUGUCGGCUUUAGAGACUCUCGACCUGUUUGGAAACCAGAUUAUGAAACUACAGCCAUCGCUGUUCUUUGCUAACAUGACUGAGUUGAAGGUCUUGAACCUCAAGCUGAACAAAAUUGGUAAAAUAUGUGAGUCAGAUCUUAUUGGCUUCCGGGGUAAACGCUUCACAGUUCUGAACAUGAACUCAGUCCGACUCAAAAAAAUGUCAAAUUAUAGCUUUGACUGGCAAAAAUGUGGCAAUCCUUUCAGAGGGAUGUCUUUUGAGACGCUUGACUUGUCCUACACUGGACUAAGCGUUGGUCAAAUACAGCACUUCUUCACCGCCAUCAAGGGAACGAACAUCACCCACCUUAAACUCUCCGGACACAUCGGCAAAGGGUUUUCAUUUAAUAAUCUCCCUGAUCCGGACCACAGAACCUUUGAGGGUCUGAAGAGCAGUUCUGUCUUCUCUUUGGACCUGUCUCAAAACAGGAUAUUUGCUUUGCAGCAAGGGGUUUUCAGUCCUCUGAGAGAUGCCGUAACCAUUGAUGUUUCCCAAAACAGGCUGAAUCAGAUCCACAGAGGUGCCUUCAACGGUCUUCACGGUCAUUUGAAAAUGCUCAACCUGUCACACAACCUGCUUGGGGAAGUCUAUUCUCACACAUUUGUUUCUCUAGCAAACCUGCGCGUGUUAGAUCUGUCUCACAAUCACAUUGGCGUUUUGGGUUUUGGCUCAUUCAGUGGACUCUCUCACCUGGAGGCGUUAAAUCUGGCCGGGAACUCUCUGAGAGAUUUAGGCUUCCCUGCAACCCUGCCGAGUUUAAACUAUAUCACGCUGAACGACAAUAAACUGACAUCCGUGAGAACAUUUGCUUGGUUUGCAGUAAACAUUGUGCAUCUGGAUAUUCGAGGCAACAGGCUAACAAACCUGGAGGAUGUUUACAGCUUGGUGACGCAAAUGAAACCUCUCCAGCGUCUCCUCUAUGGGGGAAACUCGAUCAGGUGGUGCACACCCGGCGGGCAAGUCGGACUGAACAAGCUUGAACUUCUGGACCUUCACAGCAGCUCUCUGCAGACUGUCUGGGCACUGGGCACAUGUCUGGAUCUUUUCGACAACCUUGGGAAUGUUACCAAGAUGAACUUGAGCUCGAAUGGCCUGCGGUCUCUUCCUCAGGGAGUUUUUAAAGGUCUGACCUCCUUGGUAGAGCUGGACCUCUCAUCCAACACGCUGACCCACCUCCAGUCUGACGUGUUCCCCCAAAGCGUGAAAGUUCUCCACCUCGCCAGCAACUUCAUAGCCUCUCCUGACCCCGCGUCCUUCGGCUCGCUGCGCUUCCUCGACCUCGGAAUGAAUCGCUUCCACUGUGACUCCAACCUGAGGAGCUUCCUGACGUGGCUGAACAGGACCGAGGUGACACUCUCAAGUCCGGCUCAGGAGCUCAGGUGUGAGUUUCCCCUCCGUUUUCAGAACGUACCUCUGUUAGACUAUCAGGCUUCCUGGCUGAGAAAAGAAUAG
Salarias fasciatus (jewelled blenny) is the source of this 1937-nucleotide messenger RNA. Its product is annotated as toll-like receptor 5. The coding region runs from base 18 to 1937 and encodes 639 amino acids. NCBI's taxonomy places the organism in Eukaryota, Metazoa, Chordata, Actinopteri, Blenniiformes, Blenniidae. Gene Ontology annotation, cellular component: plasma membrane. Gene Ontology annotation, molecular function: protein binding. The record is from RefSeq and is a predicted model, not a curated record. The transcript is spliced from 2 exons.